GGUAGAAGACAGAAAAACAAUUGCAGCUUUCCAUGGAGAGUUCUUUGGUCACACAUAAUUUUUUUUUGAAGAGAGAAAGAUAAAAGACGAGCUGUGAAAGUUCUUUUUGGGGAAAAAUUUCCGAGGGCACUUCAGUCAAAUAGAGCUCAAGACCUCCCGCUGCGGCGCCAAAUAUAAACCGCCGGCACUGUUAAGCUCAACAAGAUAACGACCGCUGCAACUGAACUCCCUCCCUCCCUCUCUCUCUCUCUCUCUAACGAUGAAGGCCAAGAAAAUGUCGCCGCCGAUUCUUGAAGCUUGCAAGAAGACGAAGAAGACGCCCAAGUUCUUCGGCCUCCACACAUUCGCCGAGCCUGGUUUUCAUGGUUUUCCAGCCGGCGGCCCGUUUUCCCUCAACGUCCGCUCGUUCCUUCAACAGUCCUGCGUACUCGAGGACUACGCCGUUGAGGGAAUGCCCGUCUGGGUCACCUUUCUCGUCCACGAGACCAAGGGAUUUGCCGCUCCUUUCUACGCGAUUGAAGAGACCGUCAACAGCUCCGCCCACCAAGUCUGCUACCACUGCCGCUACGCCGGUUGGGGACACCAUUUAGUGUCGAAAACCAAGUAUCAUUUUAUAAUUCCGGCGGAUGAUGAGUGGAAUCAGCCAUUGUCGGAAGGCGUCCUUGACGUUCAGACCCAUCUUCUCCAUGGGGUGAUUCACUGCAAUGGGUUCGGGCAUUUGCUCUGCAUCAAUGGAAUCGAAGGUGGGUCAAAAUUUAUCUGUGGGAGGGAUUUAAUGGACCUCUGGGAUCGUAUCUGCUCCAAUCUUCAAGUUCGAAGUGUUUCAGUUGAGGAUCUGUCUAAGAAGCAUUCAAUGGAUCUUAGGCUACUAUAUGGGGUAGCAUAUGGCCACUCUUGGUUUGGGAGAUGGGGUUACAGAUUUGGGCAUGGAUGCUUUGGGGUGAUGGAAUAUGACUAUGAAGGAGCAAUACAUAUCCUCAGUUCUUUAAACCUCGAUCGGGUCAUUGACGAUUUCAGCUCGAUAAACGGAUCUGAGAUUCCCCAAAUAGUCCUCUCUUACAGAAACCUAAGCAAAGCCCAUCAUCUCCUCACCCUUCGGGAUCUAUUCAGAUUCAUGAUCUGCUUCAAGCCAAAAGCUCCAUCUGUAUCUUUUCUUCAACCUUGUUCUUCAAAGCCCUUGGUUCGGUCUACCAUUCAGUGCAAACCUCCAGGGAAGGACAGAUCAACAAGGUGCAGAAAGUUUGCCAAUCUUGCAGCGUGUCUGGACAGCAGAUGGCCUCUCAGAAGGCUUGAGUUCACAGCUGAAGUGAUCGUCGAUGCUCUGAGGGAGAAGAAACAAGAAACCAAUUCGGGGAUGAGUAGGCAAGAGGUACGAGAUGCUGCACGGGCCCACAUUGGGGAUACCGGGCUGAUAGAUCACGUCCUGAAGUCAAUGAACAAUGUGAUCGUUGGCAGUUAUGUGGUUCGCCGUGCCGUGAAUAGAGUGACCAGAGUGCUGGAGUACACACUGCAUGAGCUCAGGAAUGGAGUUGAAGUUCAGGAACGUUCUUCACUUGCUGGAAGUGAUGUUCUUGGAGAUCUUUACUGUGUCUACUCUAACAUGCUAAUGGGUUACUCCCAAGAAUGCCAAACGAUUCUUGACACAAAGCAUUUUGUGAAGGAAUGGCCAUUCAGGGAUGAGCUCGAUGACUUGCUGAGGUUCAUCUGUGUGGUAGUAAUCCCAAGCUCAAUGGACAUGGAAACGGUCAUCUCCUGUGAGCACAUUGCUGUCCCUCUUCACUCUACCAUUGGCGAUCUGAAACUGGCCAUACAGACUGCAAUGAGGGACACCUACUGUGGCAUGGAGGGGUUUGUGGUGACCAGCAUAAAGGGGCUGGAUGGAGUCUCGGAUGACGAAGUCAUUUUUGGGAUCGUUGAGUCCGGGACCCAGAUUCUAGUGACAGGGUUCGGGCAGGAUACAGAGAGCACGGACUUGAAGUGGACUGUGGAGUGCAAGUGUGGGGCCCGGGACGAUGACGGAGAGAGGAUGAUGUCGUGCGACGCGUGUGAGACAUGGCAGCACACUCGCUGCCUCGGGAUCAAGGAUGACAUGGCGGUGCCACCCCUGUUUGUGUGCGAGGCUUGUUGCAGUAAGCUUGCUCCUCCUCCUCCUACUACUACUACCCUCCCAACAGGAUACAGUGGAGGGUUUUUGGAGCUCGCCGGGUGCCACGAGACUCCCCCUCUUAUCCCUUGGCUCCUUGAGGCUGAUACUUCACUCUACUUCUGAAAUGGUAUGGGGCUUACUUGUACAGUCUUGUGGAUAGUCUUUUUCUUCUGUGGGAAGCUUUAACUGCUUGACUGUUGUUGUGUGGAAAUAGAAUUUUGAUGUGGGAAACGAGCAUUAUUUUGUGGAACUGUAAAUCGAAUAUACAGAUUUGAUGUGG
Molecule: messenger RNA, 2426 nt
Organism: Cuscuta campestris
Lineage: Eukaryota; Viridiplantae; Streptophyta; Magnoliopsida; Solanales; Convolvulaceae
Source: the annotation of a GenBank genome assembly